AUGCCGCGGGUACUUCUCGACCACGACGCCGUCACCCUGCAAGAGGGAAGGCAUAUCGCCGCGCAAGUCGGUGACAAAUUAAUCGAGCCCGACUCGGCGGAAUUUGUCACCGGAGACGUGGACCACAUCACCAUUUAUCGUUCAGCGGGUUCCAACGUUGAUCUUCGAUGUAUGGCAGAUGUUGACUUCGGACCAGACGAACAGGUUAUCCUACAGCAGAUUGACCCUGCCACCUACUGUUUAAUUGGUAUGAGAAGUGGAAAGGAAGCCGAAUUUAAGGACUGA
Molecule: messenger RNA, 285 nt
Organism: Aspergillus alliaceus
Lineage: Eukaryota; Fungi; Ascomycota; Eurotiomycetes; Eurotiales; Aspergillaceae
Exons: 2
Coding region: 1-285 (94 amino acids)
Source: RefSeq, a predicted model, not a curated record